This is a messenger RNA of Hemicordylus capensis (graceful crag lizard), 7221 nucleotides long. RefSeq names its product calpain 7 (gene CAPN7). Bases 209 to 2641 code for a protein of 810 amino acids. The record is from RefSeq and is a predicted model, not a curated record. Gene Ontology annotation, molecular function: calcium-dependent cysteine-type endopeptidase activity. The transcript has 21 exons. Gene Ontology annotation, biological process: proteolysis. NCBI's taxonomy places the organism in Eukaryota, Metazoa, Chordata, Lepidosauria, Squamata, Cordylidae.
ACGCGAGGUGAUGUGGUCUAGAUCCGCGCAUGGGUACUAGGCUGUAAACAAGUCAUAGGGACGUAGCUCCUGCAACCAGGAAGUCCCUUUUCCAGGUGCGGGCGGGGCUACAGGGUGAGUAUCGGGGUUGCCGUGACGUCAGAGGAGAACAAGGGAGCGCUGACUUUCAACCGAGGAGUGGUCGGGGCCGCGGGAGUCUUCUCUGACCAUGGAUGCCGCGGCGCUGGAGCAGGACGCCGUGAAGUUUGCGCAGCUGGCGGUGCAGCAAGAUCAGGCGUGCCGCUACCGUGAAGCAGUGUUUUAUUACAAGGAAGCUGCACAGGCUUUGAUUUAUGCUGCAAUGGCAGGUUCAACUCUGGAAAAUAUUCCAGGGAAAAUAAGUGAAUAUUUGGAAAGAGUUCAAGCCCUAUACUCAGUUCAGUCUCAGAAAGCUGACCCCUUGAAGUCAAAGCAGCAGUUGGAUUUGGAGCGUGCCCAUUUCCUGGUUACACAGGCUUUUGAGGAAGAUGAGAAAGGCAACGCAGACGAAGCGAUCGAGCUGUACACAGAAGCAGUGGAACUCUGUUUGAAAACAGCUAAUGAAACUUCAGAUACCGCUCUUCAAACAAAACUGAAGCAACUGGCUCGGCAGGCAUUGGACAGAGCAGAGGCACUGAAAGACUCCAAGCUAUCACAAAAAGACAGGUCAGCUGCCGUGAAACCAAAUCCGCCUGUGAGGACUUUCUUCCCACUGGGACCCGACUUCACCUUGAAUGACAAGCCGCAGACCAUCAGAGCUGUGCAUGCCAGCGAACCUCAAGGCCUGCGCUACACUGCCCAGGAGAUUGAAGUGCUCAGGAAAACUUCGAAGAUCAAUGGCAUUGAGUACGUCCCUUUCAUGAGUGUUGACUUGAGAGAGCGUUUUGCUUUUCCAAUGCCUUUCUCAGAUAAAUAUGGCAAGCUGCCAUUAUCUCCCAAGCAAAAGGCAAUGUUUUCUCGCUGGGUACGACCAGAUGAAAUAACAAAUAAUCCCACAAUGAUCUAUACUGUGUCAAGUUUCAGCAUAAAACAGACAAUUGUGUCAGAUUGUUCCUUCGUGGCAUCGCUUGCUAUCAGUGCAGCAUAUGAAAGACGAUACAACAAAAAAUUGAUUACCAGCAUCAUUUACCCUCAGAAUAAAAAAGGAGAGCCAGAAUAUAAUCCAUGUGGAAAGUACAUGGUCAAGCUGCACAUCAAUGGUGUCCCCAGGAAGGUGAUAAUUGAUGACUUGUUACCAGUAGAUCACAGUGGAGAACUUCUUUGCUCUUAUUCAAACAACAAAAAUGAACUCUGGGUAUCAUUGAUAGAAAAAGCAUACAUGAAGGUCAUGGGAGGCUAUGAUUUUCCAGGAUCAAAUUCUAAUAUUGAUCUCCAUGCGUUGACUGGUUGGAUACCUGAAAGGAUUGCUAUGCAUUCAGACAAUCAGGCUUUUAACAAAGAUAGUUCAUUCAGGAUGCUUUACCAGAGAUUCCACAAAGGAGAUGUCCUCAUUACAACAGCUACGGGAGUGAUGACUGAAGAGGAAGGAGAAAGAUGGGGCUUGGUGCCAACCCAUGCCUAUGCUGUUCUGGAUAUUAGAGAAUACAAGGGGCUUCGAUUUCUGCAGCUGAAAAAUCCCUGGAGUCACCUCCGUUGGAAAGGAAGAUAUAGCGAAAAUGAUACAAAGAACUGGACCCCUGGCCUUCAGAAAUAUUUAAACUUUGAUCCCAGAACAGCCCAGAAAAUAGACAAUGGAAUUUUCUGGAUUUCCUGGGAAGAUCUAUGCAAAUACUAUGACGUUAUUUAUUUGAGCUGGAAUCCAAGUCUUUUUAAAGAAUCCACAUGUAUUCACAGUACUUGGGAUGCAAAACAAGGCCCUGUAAAAGAUGUCUACAGCCUAGCGAAUAAUCCACAGUACAAACUGGAGGUUGAGUGCCCCCAAGGUGGUGCUGCCCUGUGGGUUCUGCUCAGUAGACACAUUACUGACAAGGAUGAUUUUGCGCACAACCGGGAAUUCAUCACAAUGGUUGUGUACAAGACAGAUGGGAAAAAGGUCUACUACCCUGCGGAUCCUGCUCCCUAUAUUGAUGGGAUUCGAAUCAACAGUCCCCACUAUCUGACCAAGAUAACGCUGACUUCUCCAGGGACUCACACGUUUACCCUGGUGGUUUCCCAGUACGAGAAACAGAACACAAUCCACUAUACCCUCCGGGUAUAUUCAGGGUGCAAAUUUACUUUCUCUAAGAUCCCAACACCAUACACCAUAUCGAAACGGGUAAAUGGGCAGUGGAAAGGUCACAGUGCUGGUGGAUGUGGGAAUUUCAGAGAGACCUCCAAGAACAAUCCUGUUUAUCAGUUCCAGCUAGACAAGACCGGGCCACUCUUAAUUGAGCUACGAGGACCAAGGCAGUACAGUGUUGGGUUUGAAGUGGUGACAGUCUCGACGGUAGGAGACCCAGGUCCUUCAGGUUUUCAGAAGAAGAAUAGUGGUGAUUACAGGUGUGGAUUUUGCUACCUGGAAAUUGAGAGUGUACCAGCUGGCAUUUACAAUAUUAUUCCAAGUACCUUCCUGCCUCAGCAGGAAGGGCCCUUUUUCUUGGACUUCAAUAGUGUGACUCCUCUUAAGACAUCACAGCUGCAAUGAGGUGGCCUGGCUUUGUGUGUUUGAGCUGACAGCCUGACUUUCACUGGAGAGCCUUAGGAGAACCUACAUAAGAAAGGACUACACAGAAGGCACAGAAGGAAUCUGCAUUCUCUUAGGAUGAAUCUCACCUCAAAGUUGAAGUCUCUACAUGGUAGAUCGCUGGCCCAUAGCAAUCUCUUAUAGGGAGCAGAAACUAUUGGGCUGUUGUGUUGUUGUUUUUCAUUGUGGCAAAAGUGACAGCAAGUGAAGGGAAGCUGCUUGCUUGGGGUUUUCCCCCUCAAUGCUGCUGACAAACUUGUAACUGAAUGCAAUCAUGCAAUUGAUUUUUGGCAUGGCUCAGCUUGCACAAUUUUGCACCUUAUUAUCUUUCAUCAAGUUUUGGUUUUAAAAUGCCUCUGUUUCUCUCUUCCAUUAACUUACCUUGGACGUUUCCAAAUAUAUGCUGAUAUUGCUCCAGUUCCAUUAAUCUUAUGCUGAGAUAGCUGUGCUUUGGGAAACACUGCUUGUUCAGAGGUGGCACAAGCAACAGUAGCCUGAACAGGUAGUUUCUUUAUUCUGCUUUUUUAACUUGUUAGGGUGGUGCCAGGGUUAAUUUUCAUUCUGAAAAAGCAGCCUAGAAGAACUAGAAUUACUUACAUGCAGCUUCUCAACAAAAGUUCUUGAAACAGUUUACACAGAAAAAUAAACAUAAGAUGGUUUCCUGUCCUAGAAGGCUCACAACCUGGAAAAGAAACAAAGUAGACAUAAGCAACAACCACUGGAGGGGUGCUGUGCUGGGUUGGAUAGGGACAGUGCCUCUCCUCCUGCUAAAUGUAAGAGAGCCAGCACUUCAGAAAGUGCCUCUGCUCAGUUAGCAGAGGCUCUAGAACUGCUGUUCUAGGGCUUGGAUUUUUUACACUUAUUGCUACUUAUGUUGACAAACUUGGUAAGUGUAGCUAGUAGGCUUGUGUACAAGAGAAAGUGUUGGGUUUAUUAAUUCAUUUUUAAUUUAUUUGGUUUAUAUACCACCCUUCCUAAAGUGAUGCAGGCUGUGUGACAUUAAAAUCAAAAACACUUAAGUUAAUAAAAACACAUUUGAACCAGAUUAAAAUUAAAACUAAAAAACUAGAUAUUAAAAGCCAGGCUAAAAAGAUGGGUCUUUAAGGCUCUUCUGAAGGCCACCAAGGUAGAUAAUGCUCUCAUAUCUACAGUGAAUGCAUUCCACAACCUAGUGGCAACAACUGAGAAGGCCUGAUCUGAGGUCACCACCAGAGGUACCAGUGGCACCUGAAGAUGGACCUCUCCUGAUGAGCUAGCUACUCUACCAGUGUGAUAGAUCAUUCCUUACUACACGUUUCCAUCAAGCUGCUACUUCGAUGAAUCUGUGUUGCAGUAUGUUUUUUACUGCUAAAGUAGCCAAGGAGAGAGUUGUAUUUAUCUGAGAAAUGGUGUUUGUUCCAUGCAAUGCCUGUACAUGUAGAAAGCUUAGAGGAGCUCAUAACACAAUGGAUGGAGGAUGUGUAACUUCCUUGUGAGGAAUCAAUUGUGGUCCACAUGGUCAGGAUUUUGACACAAGACUUUCCCCCCUUUAAAAAAAAAAAAAGCCCCACUCUUCAUGAAUAAAUCCUAGCUGCAUAGCUCUUGCUCUUUUCAAAAGCAGUCAGUUUAGAGAUAAUGAAAUGCAAAACUUAAAGUGGAUUAAAACCAUUGUAGAGUAAGAACCAGGAAGGGGCAGUCAAAGUUUGAGACCUAGUUAUCCUCUAGUACUACAUAAGUUUAGGACAUCAUGUUUCACCAGUUGAACUGUAGAAGACUUUUCUUUCCAACCUACAGAAAUAGUCCAUUUCUGUAUGCAAGGAGGAGGUCUGGAGAUGCAAGCAGACCCUGUGGUGGUUCAAACUAUUUUUACAUCAAAAUUAUAUGCUAGUUUGUUCUAGACUCUGCCUGUUUCCCCCAAUACCUUCAGUGUGUUCCUUUGUUUUAAGAGCAGUAGCAGUAAUUCUGAUCACUUGGGAUGCAUGCACAUGCCCAGCAUAAUUACCGCAACACUACCAAGCCACUCAACAGGAAAAGAUAGCGUUUGGUGUAAUUUGUAGUGAUAGCUGUCUUUGAAAAGAUUAUUAAAUCACAAGCCUUGUAAGUGCUGUUCUGUAAUGGGCCAUCUGGGCUAGUGGGAAUUGAAUCAUGCUCUGUGCUUGCCAGUAACUUGCAGUUCAUCAGCUUUGCAGGGUAAUUAGCAAGAUGAAAGUUAUAGCUGAAGCUUUGACAACAAGGCAGACAGCACUACAAAAGACUUGAACAGCUGGUUUUCAAGUAGCCUUUUGAAAGGACCACUUCACACAUUUUUUAGAUAAGUCAUUCAGGUAGGAAAUUAUGAAACCCAUAUGUUUGUCAUGCAUUUUGCUUGGUGUAUGUUUGCUAUAGAAUGCACAGGACACAUGGGGUUUCUCUACUUUGUCAUUCGCUUGCUGGGUACGCCUGACUUCUUGUAUGUGUAAACUACAGUUGGCUUUCUAAGGGUCAUGGUAAAGCAGUUAUGCUAACUUCUAAAUACUCAUUGCCUGUGUUCACUGCAAAAAGCUGAAGCCAGCCAGUCAAGGAACUGGGAGGAUGAGCUUACUGCUAUUUAUAUUCUGCUUUUCAACAACAAAAAAGUCUUCAAUUAUCUGCCAACACAGAAUGCCAAAACAUUUAAAAUGGAAACCUAAGUGUAGACUGUUGAAUUUCUUCUCACACUUUCAGUUUCGUGCACCUUUCUGGCAUAGUUCCAGCACCUCAGCUUUCAUCACCUCCUUCCAGGUCUAUAAAUAUGUAGCAUUCGUAUAACAUUUCAAGUGUGUGCAGCAUCUCACAUGUACUGUCUUGAUGAAAUCCUUAUAACAAGCCUGCAAGAUAAGUAGGCAUUAUCCACCCAUUACAGCAGGGGAACCAAGGAGGGAAUGGCUUGCCUAAGGCCCACUAGCAAGUUCAGGGCAAAAGGUAAGAUACAAAUCAGGGAAGUGUCAGUUUUACUAUCCAGUUUCUAAUGCACUUUUCCUUAGAAACUAUGUAAAAGUAUAUAUAUUAAAAUGUUAGAUUUUAAUGACUUCAGCGGCCUUUUUCCUGGCAAUUUAAAUCACCUUCAUUCAUUUAAAUCAAUAGAUCAGCAUCUAUUAAACUGUUGCCAGACAUGGGCCCAAUCCAGCACAUACUAAAUGCACAUCAGAGUAGAUGAUACAGUUUCUUUAGAAGUUGUAGACUUCUCUGAAAAUUCAAAAUGAAAUCUGAACUUAAUGCAAAUUAUUUUAGAACUAAAAUGUAGGGCCCUCUUAUAAAUGGCUGCUUUUAUUCAAAGAAUGGAAAACACAUCUCCCUUCCCCGCAAGACGUCAUAUAGCACACAUGUUCAUGUCUGUGUGAUUGGUAGACAGUUCCAGCACCUCAGCCAGGGAUUAGCAGGUCACCACAGCUAUCAUUCACUGAUCUAUCUGGCUGACCUUUUAUUCGUAAUCUGUGCAGCUGGCUCAAUCAGUACUCUCAUAUUUGACUGUAUCUGCCAGUCAACCAAUUAGUAUGCAUUUUUACUUAAACUAUGUAACAAAAUGUAAGAUUAAUGACUUCAACUUGGCCUCUUUCCUGGCAAUUUAAAUCACCUUGCUUCAUUUAACCCAAUCUACACUAGUACACAUCUGUGUGCUCAUCUGGUUUCUAAAUUGUCUGGCAGUAGUAAUAUGAUGCAAAGGCAGAUAUUCUCCACCAGAGGCCAGUGUUGGUCAGAGAGAAGACAUGGUGCUACCAUCCAGCUGCUGACUUCAUAGCAUCAAGCUAGCUCAGUUACAGAUUUAUGAAGCUCCUACUUGUUGUCUAAGACAUCUCCUCUUGCAGAACAAAAACUGACCACAAGAUGAAUGCCUUUAGGGUUCCAAUAGGGCUUUAUUUCUGGAUCCUAUUCUUGGAGCACAACCACACAAGACCUUCCUGUGCAGCACAUCAAAUACACAAAUGAGAGGAAGAAGAAAGGGAAACGCAUUGUAUUGUAGGAAACCCCUAAAAAAGAACUUCUCACUCCCAGGAAUCACACAGACUGUUACUAUCACCCUGUACCCCAACAUACUUCCACUGUGCAGAGCAGAUACUUGGAGAACUAGCAGGAGCUACAGUAAGUGUGGAUCCAGUGUGAAAUGCAGGUGUCAACUGAACAUCCAGCAUGCAUCUAACUCCACUGAACUUUCAACAAAGCCAACCAAUGUAUGAAGGUAUGCAGAAGCACUGCCAACAGAGCCCAUUCUGUGGUGCCUGAACAAACAUGGCGCUUCCAGCAAAGCUAGGGUUGACAACAUGGCCUCUUAUUCAAGACUGUACAAUGCUGGCCACUACCACACCCCUCAGAAAAUCCCUUAGGUGUUCAGGCUGCUGAUCACAGAAGGAGCUGCCAUCACGGUUACAGUGUUUCCCUUUUCCAGUGACUGCUGCCAUAAGCAUGAGCAGUGCAGUAAAGGGCAGGACUUCGAGCCCGCUUUCAGCACUUUGUUUUUUGAAUGUCCAAAUAAAGCUCAUGGCUUGCCCCCAAAACUUGUGUUUUGCUCUGUGCUUCAGUAUAAACGUGCUUCCACACAAACACAC